AUACUGUUAUAUUAUUUUCACAAAUUUUGUCUUCCAGUCCAAACUGUUUUAUUGUACUAAUUUGUUUUUUAAAUAAAAAUAAAGAAAGGUUUAUUUUUCCGUCCACUAUCUGCUACAUUCCAUCAGACUGAAAUUCUAUUCUAAGCCUAUAAAUCUAAAUUUUUCUUAUAAAGUGUAAUUUUAUUGAAACUGAAAAAUGUAACUGAAUUUGACAUCUCGUCGGUUUGCUCCUGUGAAUUUUUAAAUAAAUAAUAAAUAUUAUAUUUUAAGUAUUUCUGAAAGAAAACUGUAGAUUGUGUAUUAUCCAGGAUGGAGAGCAAAGAAUGGAGGGUUCUGGAGUUAUUCAGUGGAAUUGGUGGGAUGCACCGAGCUCUCAAAGAAUCCUGUACUAGGUUUACUGUGGUAGCUGCCGUGGAUAUUAACACGAUAGCCAAUGAUGUCUACAGGGAGAAUCAUCCAGAAACUGAGGUUUGGAACAGAAAUGUCCAGGCCAUUGGUGAAUCUGAGAUUGACUCCCUGGACAUCGAUACAAUUCUGAUGUCCCCACCUUGUCAGCCGUUUACAAGAGUGGGUAAGAAGCAGGAUCUGGAUGAUAGAAGAACGGACGGAUUCAUUGCAAUUUGUGCUAAUCUCCUGAAUUGUCGGAAAAUUGAGAGAGUCCUCAUGGAAAAUGUAAAGGGAUUUGAGACUUCCAGAGCCAGGGAGAUGUUUGUGCUGAAAUUGCGACAAAUGGGCUUUUUCUGCAGGGAAUUCCUCCUAUCGCCUCAAAUAGUGGGUAUUCCCAACUCCCGGACAAGGUACUACUGCAUUGCUAGAAGGCACAGGGACUUUUCCCAUGGAGAUUCUCAAGGGAUCUCUGAGGAACUUCCAGGGAAGUUUGAUUUAAGAGACUUGUCAGAGUUUAUUGAUACUCUUCCUGAUGGGAAUGAAUAUCGCCUUCCGGCGAAAAGUGUGGGAAAGAAUUGCUGGGUCCUGGACAUUGUGAGUCCUUCUUCAAAGAAUUCCAUGUGUUUCACUAAGGCCUACACCCAUUUCCUAAGAGGAACCGGGUCUAUCUUCUGCCCAAAGGAAGACAAGGUCAUUAGUGAGACUUUUUCACGAUUGGAGAAGAUUCCAGCUGAAGAUCAGGAGUUUCCGAAGAUUUUGGACUCACUGGAGAUGAGAUUCUUCACUCCGGAUGAAGUUGCCAAACUCAUGGGCUUCACGGGAGGCAUCAAGUGGCCAGAAGACGUAACCAAUCAACAGAAAUAUAAACUUUUGGGGAACAGUCUCAAUGUUUCCGUUGUCCGGGAGUUGGUGAAUCUUCUGGAGAGUUCUUGAAAGAACUUCCCCAUUUAUUGAGGAGUAAUAAAAUGUUUGAUGACUGUUGA
Messenger RNA from Phlebotomus papatasi, 1370 nucleotides. RefSeq names its product tRNA (cytosine(38)-C(5))-methyltransferase (gene Mt2). Gene Ontology annotation, molecular function: methyltransferase activity. The transcript has 2 exons. NCBI's taxonomy places the organism in Eukaryota, Metazoa, Arthropoda, Insecta, Diptera, Psychodidae. Bases 310 to 1320 code for a protein of 336 amino acids. The record is from RefSeq and is a predicted model, not a curated record.